AUGGCUGAGGCCACCCUCCAUAACGCCCCCAUUGUCAUCGACAAUGGCAGCGGGACCAUCCGCGCCGGUUUCGCCGGAGAAGAGAUCCCCUCCUGCUACUUCCCCUCGUUCGUCGGUCGGCCCAAACACCCGCGGGUGAUGGCCGGCGGUUUAGAAGGCGACGUCUUCAUCGGCCAGCGGGCGCAGGAGCUGCGCGGGCUGCUCAAGAUCCGGUAUCCGCUGGAACACGGCAUCGUGACGGACUGGGACGACAUGGAGAAGAUCUGGCACUACGUGUACGAGAACGAGCUGAAGACGCUGCCGGAGGAACACCCCGUGCUCUUGACCGAGCCGCCGCUGAACCCGCGCAAGAACCGCGACACCGCCGCCCAGAUCAUGUUCGAGACCUUCAACGUGCCCGCCCUGUACACGUCCAUCCAGGCCGUGCUGUCGCUGUACGCGUCCGGCCGCACCACCGGUGUCGUCCUGGACUCCGGCGACGGCGUGUCCCAUGCCGUCCCCGUGUUCGAGGGCUUCGCCAUACCCAACAGUAUUCGGAGGAUUGAUGUCGCCGGGCGCGACGUCACGGAGCAGCUGCAGGUGCUGCUGCGGAAGAACGGCCAUGUGCUGCACACCAGUGCCGAGAAGGAGGUGGUGCGCAUGAUUAAGGAGAAGGUCUGCUACGUGUCGUUGGAUCCCAAGCGGGAGGAGAAGGAUUGGAUGAACAGCUACCACAAGUCGGAGACGAAGCUGGUGGAUUACGCCUUGCCGGAUGGACAUAAGAUUAAGAUCGGACAAGAACGUUACCGCGCUCCGGAAAUCCUCUUCGACCCCGAACUGAUCGGCUUGGAGUAUCCCGGCGUCCACCAAAUCGUUCAAGACGCUAUCACCCGGACGGACCUGGAUCUGCGCAAAUCCUUGUACCUCAACAUCGUUCUCUCGGGAGGAUCGACCCUCUGCAAGAAUUUCCCGGACCGACUGAUGCGCGAGAUCAAGCGGUUAGCGGUGGAAGACAUGAAGAUCCGGAUCUCCGCUCCUGCAGAGCGAAAGUACACCACCUGGAUCGGUGGAGGCAUUCUUGCCGGACUGAGUACAUUCCGCAAGAUGUGGGUUAGCGCAGACGAAUGGCACGAAGACCCCGAAAUCAUUCACCGGAAAUUCGCCUAA
Messenger RNA from Aspergillus steynii IBT 23096, 1146 nucleotides. Its product is annotated as actin-related protein ArpA. Bases 1 to 1146 code for a protein of 381 amino acids. NCBI's taxonomy places the organism in Eukaryota, Fungi, Ascomycota, Eurotiomycetes, Eurotiales, Aspergillaceae. The record is from RefSeq and is a predicted model, not a curated record. The transcript has 3 exons.